UUCACCCUACCAACCGGAAAACACCAAACACCCGCGCGGGUGCAUGCAAGGUUUUGGGGCGAUAAGUGAGCUUUGAGUCAGGGGUCUCUCGGGUCUAAGCAAGUGCAUCAGCUCGUGCCGGGCGCGUGGACAAAAGAGGGCGAAAGUUUUGCUUCGAUUGACCCCAUUCUUGUGGUCGCCCUCUCGAGCGAGGGAAAACCGGAAGGACAGUGCGUGCGAGUGUGGUGUAGUGCGUGUUGAGGUGGACCCAAAAACGGCCAGCGAAAGUCGUGACCUGGCCCACCCUCACGUUCGGUGAACUAGCGGUCGUGUUUGCGACGAUUUUCUUUACUUUUGUCACGCAACGGAAAGUGCCACGGAAAAGCCGCCAUCAUGUAUAGUUCCGGCUGGCAGCAGCGGUUAUCCAGAUUUUUCCUCAUCCCACAGCGCGUGAUCCUGGCGAUCAUGGGCUUCCUGGCGAUCAUGAACGCGUACACCAUGCGCAUCUCGCUGUCGAUCGCGAUCACGGAGAUGGUGAACAAAACGCACGGUGGCGGAGAAGAAGACGAUGGUGUUUGCCCGAUCGAUUCCAGUGCCAACCCGGAUGACUUCACCGGAGGCGAGUUCGAUUGGGACGAGGAACUACAAGGCAUCAUCCUGUCGUCGUUCUACUGGGGCUACGUCAUCACGCACAUCCCGGGCGGUAUCCUGGCGGAGAAGUUCGGCGGCAAAUGGACGCUCAGUUUGGGUAUCCUUUCAACGGCCAUCUUUACUUUGAUCACGCCAUGGGCGGUUGAGCUCGGUGGUUCGACUGCACUCAUCGUGAUCCGUGUAUUGAUGGGACUCGGCGAAGGAACGACUUUCCCGGCACUUAGUGCCCUUAUGGCGACUUGGAUCCCGGCGAAAGAGCGCAGUAAACUCGGUUCGUUGGUGUUUGGAGGCGGUCAGGUCGGUACGAUUUUGGGCAAUCUCCUAUCAGGCGUGUUGCUGCACAACAUCGAUGGAUGGUCGUCGGUGUUUUACUUCUUCGGUGGUAUGGGCAUUUUGUGGUUCGUCAUUUUCAGCCUGCUGUGCUACAGUGAUCCGGAAUCGCAUCCAUUCAUUAGCGAGAAGGAAAAGGCGUAUCUGAAGCGUGAACUGGGAACACUGGAACGUGAUCGUACACUUCCACCAACGCCCUGGCGUUAUAUCCUCACGAGCGUACCGAUGAUGGCGCUGGUAUGCGCUCAAAUUGGUCACGAUUGGGGCUUCUUCAUUAUGGUCACCGAUCUGCCGAAGUACAUGAGCGAUGUGCUGCGAUUCUCCAUUAAGGACAAUGGUCUGUACUCCUCACUGCCGUAUCUGGUCAUGUGGAUCGUCUCACUUUCGACUGGCGUGCUGAGUGAUUGGUUGAUCACUUCCGGUCGCAUGACGAUCACGUUUGGACGAAAGAUCUUCACCACUAUCGCUUCGAUUGGACCUGCUUGCUUCAUCGUCGGUGCAUCGUACGCCGGAUGCGAAAAGGCAGUGGUCGUCAUGCUGUUCACCUUCGCCAUGGGUCUCAUGGGCACGUUCUACCCGGGCAUGAAGGUGAACCCGCUUGAUCUGAGCCCGAACUAUGCCGGCACGUUGAUGGCCAUCACCAACGGCAUCGGUGCCAUCACCGGCAUUAUCGCACCGUACGUUGUCGGUGUGAUGACACCCAACCACGCCCUGGACGAAUGGCGCAUCGUGUUCUGGAUCUCGUUUGCCAUUUUCAACGUCACCAACUUGGUGUACAUCCUCUGGGCGUCGGGUGAGGUGCAACCCUGGAACACACCCCAUCUGAUGAACAAAUCCGUCGAGGCGGGCGAUUCACACGACGAGCGAGACAAUACGGCGUUGCCCAAGAAGAGCCUACAAUCUCAAGAUGCCAUUAAGCAGUGAAAGGCUCAAGGUGCACGGUCCGUGGUGAUGCAUUCGAAGCGCGAAAACUUCCGUACCGGAAGUGCAAACAGAGCACCAAGAUGCACUUACAACAGGAAAAGGAUCACUGCAAUGUGUUUUAGUGUAUGAACAAAACCUAACAAACGCACGACACCGUGCGGUCGCCCGGAUUAAUAGUUAAUCCGAAUGUCAGGCCACGCAACUCGCUCUACUGAAACGUGUAGGUUAAUCCCCCCGCCUCCCCGAUGCCCCAGUACGAUAAGCUGUUGUUCUGUUGAGUCUAUUUAUACCACUUAUCAGCUAGGAUACACGCUAGAAUUUACGAUAGGUACGAGCAAGGAACUGAAACGGGUUCAAGAGAACGUUACGAUGUGAAGAUCGCAGGAUCAGAUGCUGGAAAGUGUGUUGCCCUCAAUCUACAAACGAGCGGUGUUUGCAACGUGCGGCAAGAACCGAUGAGAAAGAACUGCUAGAAGUGAUCAGAGGAAGAUAGUUUAUUUUUAAAAAAAUUCUACAUAAAUGAACUAAUAAAGUAGAAGAGUUAAUUUUUAA
Messenger RNA from Anopheles nili, 2436 nucleotides. RefSeq names its product putative inorganic phosphate cotransporter. The transcript has 5 exons. The record is from RefSeq and is a predicted model, not a curated record. Gene Ontology annotation, molecular function: transmembrane transporter activity. The coding region runs from base 373 to 1884 and encodes 503 amino acids. Lineage: Eukaryota; Metazoa; Arthropoda; Insecta; Diptera; Culicidae. Gene Ontology annotation, biological process: monoatomic anion transport; transmembrane transport.